AUGUUUAUCUAUCUAUCUAUCUAUCUAUCUAUCUAUCUAUCGAUACAUACAUAUAUAUGUAUACAUGCAAAUGAACUUGGACAAUAUUUUAAAGUGUUUCUCUUGAUGUCUGUCUUUUCUUUUCUGUUUCUGUUUUCUUAUCUCUUUUUUUCUCAUUUUUUGUUCUUUUUUGCUGUUUCCUUUGUUUAUCGUAUGUUUCAUCCUUCUCUUUUUCCUUUGUUGCUUGAUGCUGUUUUUAAAGUUUCUCUGCUUUGCAUUAUUCCCUCAAUGCUUUUUUAUCUUCCUGCUUUCCUUUUACUCUUUCCCUUUUGCUUAUUAAACUUUUAUCCCGCUCUUGUUUUUGCUUUCAAUAUGGAAUGUCCUUUUCGUGCAUAUUCUCUAUCUUUUUUGUACUUUCUAUUCUAUUUCUUUUUCUUACUCUUUCCUUGUUUGCUCUCUUUUAUUGCAUUUACAGUUCAAUCCUCAUAUAAAUGUCUCUUGUGA
Molecule: messenger RNA, 483 nt
Organism: Acanthosepion pharaonis
Lineage: Eukaryota; Metazoa; Mollusca; Cephalopoda; Sepiida; Sepiidae
Source: the annotation of a GenBank genome assembly